AUGAUGCAAACAUCACCAACCACCCUGACAUCAACUGACGGAAGAAUUUUCAACCAAACACAAGGAAAUUUUGUCCUCAUCAACAGUUUUUGGCUAAUUGUCAGCACCUGCCUCUUGUCAGCGUUAGCCCUUGCUUUCAUAUUGUAUUACUAUUUGAAACAACAUCGCCAACAUCAGAAGGAUGCAAGUGCGGAGUUGGCAGAUGACGAAUUGCCAGUCAUGUUUAAUUCGUCACUCGAUUCAAUUCUUGAAAACUAUGAAAAUUGCAAAAUUGUCAACUCAUCGACGUUGACAGACAUGGAACAUUUCUUUUUCCAAAGAUUUGGAAGCGAAUUGUUUUUGGGAACUCAUAAUUUGGCAGUAGCAGUUCCAAUUAUCAAAGAUGAGCAUAAAAGUUUGAUUCAACAAGAAUUCGCAAAACGAUGGAAACGAAAACUGAAAGAUGAAACUCGAGAAGCUAUUGUAAGAAGAGUUUGGGAAGAUUUUUUCAUUCUAUUGCCCAACACCUUAGAAUUUAAAUUUGUGGAAAAUAUACCUGUUAAAAUUAAGAUAGAUGAACCUUGUGAUGUGAAUUUAGAAAAAGUAUCGACUGACAAAGAACUUUGUCAAUAUCGAGUGAAACAAGAGUUGAAACAUAACUUUACAUACAAACACAAUUCAUUGCAUCCAUUAUGGUCCAUGACUUUGACUCCUUCUCCCUUCACAAAAGGAAAGUUCAUUUUGUCUUUGGCCUUUUUCCAUGGUAUCAUGGAUGCAAAUGCCAUUAAGCAAGUUAUGACUGAUUUUUCAGUGUUGAUGGAUUAUUUCUUGUCUGAUAAGAAAGAUCCUUCUGCCAAGAAAGAAAUUGAUCAAAUUGAAUCGAACAUUGAAGCACAUCAAUGGCUGACUCCAAUACCUUUAUCUCCCGUUGAAGCAUUAAUGAAAAAGUCUUUACUGAACAGCCAAACUUCUCAUUCCACCACAGGAUCGCCAGCAGAUAAUCCACGACUGUUAACAUCUGUCACAAAUUUUUACGAAUUUUUAAAAUUCCUAUAUGUCACAGCUUCUCAUAACGGAUUGAGACCAAAAGUAUUCUUUCCUGUGAAGAAAGAUUUUCCUGAGCCUUGUACAUGUGAUAUUUUAGUGAGACGGUUAGGUAGUGCAGAAACAGAAGUCAUUGAGAAAAUGUGCCAUGAAAAGAAUAUCACUGUGACAUCCUUUGUUCAUGCUGUUUGCACUCUUGCUUGGACACUCUGUUUUGGAAAUGUUGAUGAACACUUGCAAGAUUACUCUUUCACCAAUUCUAUUACAGUUGAUCUUCGACCAUGCCUGUUACCGCCUCUUAAAUUAGACAGCAACUCCGCGACAAGAAAUUAUGCAGCAUCUGUUUUUGCAGCUGUUUCUUUCUCUUUGGAUAAGAACAAGUCUCAGAAUGCUUCUGAACUCGAUCAAUUAAUUUGGAAAAUUUCUGAGGACACGAAAAAAGCUCUCGAUCACAAAUACUUCUUAUCAAUGGCUCUGUAUCAAUUCAUGGGAAAGGUCAUGUCUUUCAUUCACAGCACCUUUGACAUGAGCAGAAAACCAUCACAUCAAAUGGUAUUCAGUAAUUUAGGAAAAUUAGAACCAAUUUGUGGAAAGAACGUCACAGUAGAACUUUCAGUUGGAGGUUACUCUUCAUGUGGAAGCCAAUGUGGCGUUUCGAACAUUUUCUACACAAAUUCCACAACACAUGAACUGGAAUUUUCCAUUUGUUACCUAAAUGCCCUCUCAGAGGAAGAUGUUGUGAAAUAUGCUGACAAAUUUACAGAGCUUUUUCGAUUAGCUUGUGAAGAGUAUGAGAAAAAGAAGAAAGAAGAAUCUCAAACAUCUCAACAGUAA
Molecule: messenger RNA, 1857 nt
Organism: Naegleria fowleri
Lineage: Eukaryota; Heterolobosea; Eutetramitea; Acrasida; Naegleriidae
Exons: 3
Coding region: 1-1857 (618 amino acids)
Source: RefSeq, a predicted model, not a curated record